UACAUACAGCGUUUUAGUUAACGCGGGAAGAGUUUAAAAAAUUAUACGAUUGAAUUCUAUGCUUACAACUAGCCUCUAGUGUGACUGCUAUUAUAUCAACAUUUGUCAUGACUUCCGUGUUUUUUCUACGAUUGUUGUGAAAGUAGUAAUUCUUAAGCGGGCCGUCAGCAUUCACGGCAUUCAGCUGUCAUAAAAUUAAGCACGCCGCCAAAUGAUAGUGGAUAUCUGUAAAUUUCAGUUGGCAACCACUGAUUUGGCAACAUUUAGCAUUGGUAGGGCACUUCACGUCGGACUAUCAUGUCUUCUGUAGAAUCAAUGUGUAGAAAUGUGUAGAAUUAUAAAAUUGAGUAAUGACUGUUGAUGUACACGUUUCUCGCGUUAUCGAAAUUGUCCUAAUGACCACAACGCCGCCACACACCCGAUACACCACUGAUUGUGGCGUCCGCCUGUUUUGUUCCUUCGUUCACGUGCGAGACCGGUAAAAUGGACGAUAUAGCAUCUAGAGUUCCCGAUCACGUAUUAGAAGUGAUAUUCUCCUAUUUAAAUUUGCACGAUCUGAGAAAUUGUUCACUGGUGUGUAAGAAUUGGUAUAGAUUUUUGAACGAUGAGAAUAACGAUGUAUGGCGGUUAUAUUGUAUUAGGAAACUCGCCGAAGAGGCACUCAAAUCAGAUUUGCUGUCAUCUGUUCCCACUUAUAAAGCAAAACUGCGGGCGUUUCACCACGCUUGGAACCCCAACGAUUGUUCCCGAAAUAUUUAUAUAAAGCCCAACGGAUUCACUUUACAUAGAAAUCCAGUAGCUCAAAGUACAGAUGCCUCUAGAAGUAAAAUUGGAUUUUGUCACGGUCGUCAUGCUUGGGAGGUGAUUUGGGAAGGACCCUUGGGCACUGUGGCUGUUGUAGGCAUAGCAACAAAAGAAGCAUCCUUGCUCUGCCAGGGGUACGUCGCCUUACUCGGAUCUGAUGAACAAUCCUGGGGAUGGAAUCUAGUCGACAAUCAUUUGUUGCACAAUGGGGAUAUGCAAGGAAAUUAUCCACUCCUCAACAAUGCCCCCAAGUAUCAAGUCGGCGAGAGGAUAAGGGUAAUACUGGAUUGCGAUGACAACACAUUGUCCUUUGAGAAGAACUUUGAAUUUUUAGGGGUCGCUUUUAGAGGAUUACCCGAUAAGAAAUUGUACCCAUCAGUUUCUGCUGUAUAUGGAAAUACCGAGGUUUCGAUGGUUUACCUCGGACCUCCGUUGGAUGGCUAAUAUUUUCCACAAACCUUUGGAACUGAACUCAUUCAACUUUCUGAAAAGUCUGCCAUGCCAGAUUAAUAUCACUUGCAAUUUCUUCAUCGCAAUAGGUCCAUUGCAAUGAAUAUUGCAUAUUGCAAUUGGUUAUAUCGAACUCGCUUGAAAUAGCUGAACUGGAAUGAUGACGCUUGAGAUAGGUGAAGAUUUGUACAUUGGUAAAUCUCGUCCAGAUGCGUCAUAUUCAUUGAGUUGUAUAAAGUCCAAAGCACAUUGGUUUGGAUGAGGCUAGGCAACCAUUUUUGUAUCACUUGUCAGUUUAUAGCCCAUUUUGAACGCCGAUUUUUAUGUUCUAUGGAGAGCCUCGACAAUUUCGAAGGUACAAAAAUUUAUGGCGUCCAUUACCAACCUGAUAAGCUUAUAUUAGAUAGUUUAGUUCUGUCCAAUAUACUGUUUAGAUAGGUACUUUCUGUUAACAGCGUGAUGAGAACGCUGGCAACAAUGGACGACAACGACGACGACGAUGACGAUGACGACGACAACGACGAUGAUUAUGAUUAUGAUGAUGAUGUGAUGAUGAUGGUGAUGGUGAUGGUGAUAAUAGUUAUAGUUAUCGGUAGUGAUUACGAUAAUAAUAACAUUGAUACGGAUAGGAAUGUUUAUAAUAAUUAAAAUCAUAUGCUCUGGCCAUGGGCUAACAAUAAGAACAAUUGUUAAAUAAAUAUUGAAAGUGAAAGUUUUAUAGGAGAUUCGAAGGUGGGGCAGAUGGUGAUCAGUACCAAGUCUAUCGUGGUUUCAAUAUUGGUAACAGACAAAAUCAGAUUCUAGUGUAUAUAUUUCUGACUAUCUGUUAACAUAUUUACCCUAGAAGAAUUUACCAAUUCAUUUUCCGAAAAUUUUGUACAGAAUUAUUUGUGUACAUAGCAAGUUAUCCCUAAAGAUAGUGUAAUAAAUUCUAUUUCGUAAGCAUCA
Athalia rosae (coleseed sawfly) is the source of this 2202-nucleotide messenger RNA. It is a transcript of the gene Fsn, whose product is annotated as F-box/SPRY domain-containing protein 1. NCBI's taxonomy places the organism in Eukaryota, Metazoa, Arthropoda, Insecta, Hymenoptera, Athaliidae. The transcript has 4 exons. Gene Ontology annotation, cellular component: SCF ubiquitin ligase complex; synapse. The record is from RefSeq and is a predicted model, not a curated record. Bases 484 to 1248 code for a protein of 254 amino acids. Gene Ontology annotation, molecular function: protein binding. Gene Ontology annotation, biological process: synapse assembly involved in innervation; proteasome-mediated ubiquitin-dependent protein catabolic process.